Diaporthe batatas is the source of this 3138-nucleotide messenger RNA. RefSeq lists its product as uncharacterized. NCBI's taxonomy places the organism in Eukaryota, Fungi, Ascomycota, Sordariomycetes, Diaporthales, Diaporthaceae. The record is from RefSeq and is a predicted model, not a curated record. Gene Ontology annotation, molecular function: protein binding; RNA binding. Bases 1 to 3138 code for a protein of 1045 amino acids. The transcript has 3 exons.
AUGUCUCAGUACACCGGUGGAUACCUCCAGGUCCCAUCUUUCGAUGGUCCGUCCGACACUCGCUCCCAGGGUUCGCACCACUCUGGCAGCGGUUCGCGCUCGCACUCGCGCCGGACCUCCCAGGUCAGCGGAUCUCAUGUGUCCGCAUCUCAUCCGGGCUCCCAGGCCCCAGGAUCAGCCCCACCUAGCAAUGUGGGCGCUCCCUCUGGUUCUGUGGGCAGCCGACCACCUAGCAACGUGGGAAGCCGCUCGCCGCCCCGGGGCUACCCCGAGCCUCUCGGUUUCGACCCUGCCCGUGAGCCCGUGGGAGACAUCUUCAAAUCCGAGUUGAACAAGAACAUCGACCUGCCCCCCGAGGCUUACGUCAUGGGCAAGCUCGACCACCCUUUUGCCAAACGCCCCGGUCUGGGCGUUGCGGGAAAGAAAACCCAGAUCAACAUCAACCAGUUCAGAGUGACGGCAAUGCCUUCUUGUGACAUUUACCACCCGGUGCACAAACUCUCGAAGCCCUCGUUCCUCAAGACACUCUGGAACACGAAGACCGUCCAGAAGAGGCUCAAGGUUGACGACAAGUACGGGCCUUUCGAGUUCAAGUGGAUCCACGACGGGCGUGCCCUAGCUUGGUCUCGGAACAACAUCCCCGAGAUGCGCAUCCGAAUCGACAUGGACGCUGAACGCAACAGGAUGACAAGGCCGGGACAAGACAACUGGCAUACGCUCUACAUCAAGCAGAGCACCAAGAUCCGCCUCGCUUCACUCAAGGCCUACCUUGAGGGCCAAGCUGAAUGGGACAAGACAGUCCUGGAAUGUAUCAACUUCUUCGACCACCUCGUCCGCCAGUUUCCAUCGGAAAACCUGCUGGCAAUAAAGAGGAACUUUUAUGAUUACGAUACGAAGGAGUGGAUGAUUCUCAACCGCCGGUCCUUCGUUCAUGCCGUCAAGGGAAUCUACGCGGCGAUCAAAAUCAACUCUUCCAUGAAGAGCGGCGGCAUGGGCAUGGGCAUCAACGUGGACGUGACCAACACGUGCUUUUGGCGGGGAGGAACGCCUUUCAUUGAACUGGUCGUCAACUACCUCGCCAGCGUGAAGAAGGAGUGGCAGUACCUCGACCACCAGGGAAUUGCGGACGGACUCAAGCCAGAGAAGUGGGAGCGCACUGAUACGAAGCCAACCACGUACUUCCCCGCCAAGUCUGAAAUGUUCAGGUCCCUUCGGCGCCUGGCCAAGUGCAAGUUCCAUGUCAACCACCGUGGCAAGACAAACGACCCAAAAACCUACACCAUCAAGGACUUUGUCUGGGACGUUGAUAGGUUCGGUUGGGACGGCGCCAACGCCCGCAACUUCACAUUCACGCUGAAGAACGGCGAGGAAAUCACCGUUACCAAGUACUUCCACACGCGGUACAACGUCCGGCUUCGGUAUCCGGAUUUCCCCCUGAUUCAGACCACUCGCGACGGAGUCUUUCCUAUGGAGUGCGUCACCAUGCUGCCGUGGCAGAGGUACAACUUCAAGCUGGAUCCUGAUCAGACGGCCGCCAUGAUCAAGUUUGCUGUUACAAGACCUCCGGUCCGUGCAAAUGCCAUCAUGACUAACAUCAAGGCCCUCAGGUGGGUUGACGAUCCUUAUCUGCGCGAGUUUGGUGUCAAGAUCAGCCCGCAGAUGCAGUCAGUGCCAGCACGCAUCCUUCAGAACCCAGUUGUGCAGUUCGGCAAGAAGACAGUUGAUCCACGAACCAGCGGCAGGUGGGAUCUGCGUGACCAAGUGUUCGCUGAGCGGAACAUCCGCCCUCUGAAGUCGUGGUCCAUCAUUGUGGUCCAGAGGUGUGUCGAUGAGCCCACGGCCGCGCGUUUCGGAGCAGCGUUUGCCGAAACUUACCGGAAGCACGGCGGCCAGGUCCCGACAAUGAAACCCAAAGUUCACCAGUUAACUUUCCAAGCCAGCGGAGCGACCGCUGAGGACAUUGAGAAGCUGUACCGCCAGACUGGUCAGGAGAACGGCGCGUUGCCGGACCUCAUCUUCUUUGUCCUGCCAGUCAAGACCACCUUCAUUUACGAGCGCCUCAAGAAGAACCUGGAGAUCCGAUUCGCCAUGCUGUCACAGAUGGUGUUCUGUGAUCACGUCAAGAAGUGUCAACCCCAAUACUGCUCGAACGUGGCCAUGAAGGUCAACGCGAAGCUGGGGGGCUUCACUUCGAGGCUCCAGAAAGUUCAGUUCUACACGGUGCCCACGAUGAUGAUCGGAGUUGACAUUUCGCACGGCGGCGCGGGUUCGCAGGCGCUGUCCGGACCACUGGCUUCUAUGGCUGCUAUAACCAUGUCCAUGGAUCGGGAGGCGAUCAGAUACUCGGCCGUCUGUGAGACCAACGGCCACCGAGUGGAGAUCAUCACGCCUUACAACAUCAAGAAAAUCUUCCCCGACGCCGUGCGCCGAUGGUGCCAGAAGAACAACCGCGCUCCCGAGCACGUCUUCUACUUCCGCGACGGCGUCGCUGAGGGCCAAUUUGCCCACGUCAUGGAGCAUGAAGUGCAGGGGAUUCGCGAGGUGCUCCACGAGAUUGGGAAGAACAAGCCCAAGAUUACUGUGGUCGUCGCUACCAAGCGCCACCACAUCCGCUUCUUCCCGGGCAGUGGUGCUGGCGACAAGAACGGAAACCCUCUGCCAGGCACCAUAAUUGAGCACGAGGUCACCCACCCCUUCCACUACGACUUUUAUCUGUGCUCCCAUGUCGCGAUCCAAGGCACUGCUCGGCCUGUUCACUACACUGUCAUCCAUGACGAGGUUCAGUACCCUCAAGACAAACUCCAGGCCAUGAUUUACCAGCAGUGCUACCAGUACAUCCGCUCCACCACGCCCGUGUCCAUCCACCCCGCGAUCUACUACGCGCACCUGGCUGCUGCUCGCUCCCGGGCUCAUGAGGACAUUGCCGCGUCAACCAAAGACCCAUGGUUCCAGCAAAUGAAGAAGAUUGAGAAGAUGGACGAGAAGAAGGACGAGAAGAAGAAGAAGCCAGCGGAAACGGAGCGGUCGAGCAAGACCCCUCAGGAGCCUGCAAAGCCGCUGUUGAAGAUUGGUGGAGAUGAGGGUAAGGCGGAUGCACAAAACAUUAAUUUCUUCAAGGGCACGAUGUGGUACAUCUAA